Messenger RNA from Xyrauchen texanus (razorback sucker), 2506 nucleotides. RefSeq names its product transcription cofactor vestigial-like protein 3. The record is from RefSeq and is a predicted model, not a curated record. Gene Ontology annotation, cellular component: nucleus. Gene Ontology annotation, biological process: regulation of transcription by RNA polymerase II. The coding region runs from base 147 to 770 and encodes 207 amino acids. The transcript is spliced from 4 exons. NCBI's taxonomy places the organism in Eukaryota, Metazoa, Chordata, Actinopteri, Cypriniformes, Catostomidae.
GUAUGUGCGCUGGAUUAUCUUCGGUAAAAGCGAGCAGCAUGAUGGACACUUGUGGGAUUUGAAGUUCGAUGAACGCAACUGAAAUCGGAGGUUUGAGGAAGAUACAGUUUGGAGGAUAAAGCGGCUACAAACUUAUUUAGCAAAGGAUGAUGGAGGAUAGACAGUUGGAGAGAUCAGAGGCGAAGGAUUUUAAAGAUCGCCCUCAAUUGUUUACCUACUAUCAAGGCGACAUCAACACAGCUGUGGAUGAGCACUUCUUCCGUGCCCUGAACAGGUCAACCAUACCAAAAGACCUCAGCACUAAAGCCAAGGACAGCAACAGGACUUCUGAUGUCUCCCCAUCAUCUUCAUCAUCAUGGGCUUCGGGUCUAGCAUGGUCUAAGUCCUCACAUUAUUCCAACCCCUCAAAGCUGACCCAACUGACAUCCAUAGACAAUUCUCCUCCAUCCCAGGGAGUGAUCAUGAAUCCCCCAGGAAUAUCUUCAGCAUCAUCACUCUGGCCCUGUACCUCCAGACAAGGCACAGCCUUUGAACUUCCUCUGUCACUCUACCAACAACCUGCCGCUGCUGAGAGCAGAGCCAGCUCUUACAUGAAUCUGUUACAAAUAGAGCGGCAAACAGGGGGCAUCAUGAUCUCACCAUUUUCAAAAUCAGAUGCCAGGCCCGAGUGGAAUGCUGGGGCAGCCUUUAAAGACACAUCUGGAAGCAGGAUCGGCCUAGAUUCAGGUGUGCCAGUUGCAGAAAUUAGUAAGGAUUUGUACUGGUAUUGAAGAAAUGAUUUCUGGCUUUAUAAUAAGAAUUAGUUUUUUCUUUUGUUUUUUUGCACCAGACUGCCUCAUACUGUGUUCACAUUAUGUAAGCCUAAGAAUGCUAAGCUUCUGAACAUUGGCAGAAUGACUCAAACCCAUUACAUUCAUGGUGUUACAAAUUCCUGCGUGAUGAAUGGCAGUCAGUUGCUUCUUUUAGCCACCAUGAGUGUGUGAAUACGUUAUCUUUACACUUAAUAUGACACUUAAUAUGACGUGAGAAAACCUGAUUUUAAAUUCCUCAGUUCUCUUAGCUGUCUUAUGGGUUAAUUGGAAAGUAAAGCCUAUUUAUAUGAGUAGAUAAAGCUUAUUUGCAAUCCCAAGGACAAUGUCUUUGCUUUGAUGACAGUUGUACCAAACAUUAUUUUUGUAAUAUAUUCUAUAUUUUGAAAGUCAGUCAAUAUUAUUGCUGUAGACUGUAAUUAUCUCUAUGGAAGAGAUGUUUGUAAUGUUUCAGUGGUGUUAGUUUCUGUCAUAAGGCAAAAAUGACAGUGGAAGUCAUUUGACAAAAAUAAAUUUUUCACUAUUUUUAUAAGAACAUCUUUGUUUGAGGAGUUCCUCAUAAUUAGUAUACCUUGGGGGAUAGAAAAAAAGUCUUCAAAACUAUUUUUGCAUGAGUGGUUACUCUUCAGGCAUAAUACACAGAAGGCCAUAGUUCAAGUUUCAGAAAGUGAACUGACAUGAGCAAACCAAAACGAAGUUUCUCUGAAACUCUGCACAAAUGUGAUUGAACUUGAUCUUCACAAACCUGUUUGCUCAUAAACUGCCAUCAACUUUUCCCCCUAGAGCAUGUACUGUACGGUUUGCACAGCCAUGAUGAAUUUCCUUUAUUUACAAGAAUAGUAGUUCUCUACUUUUCCAAUUGAUUGAAUUCAUACACUGUAUGGCUGAGUGCAAUCACUGUAGUCAUUUGGGACAGACCUAUUGUCUUUUUUGUAUAUCUUCUUCCACUUUCACACAUUUGAAUUAUUUUAGAAGUGAUGUUUAAAGCUAGACAUGUGAUUUUGAGCACAAAAGAACCAUUAAUCCACAAUUAUGACAUUUUCAUUGUUAGUUUUUUGUGAAGCACAGAACUACCUAUUUUAACUCAUUUUAAAUGCUGUAAUUUAGCGGUCAUCUUAUUAGCCUGUUGUUCAUUGUAAAAUAUCAAUAUAAAAAUUCUUAUUCAACGUGCUUUUUAAGGGGAAGAUGUCCACCUUAAGAACAAUGUGCAUUUACUUUUACAUUUGAACAUGUUUAGAUAUAAGUGUAGAAUGCAUCAUCCUGUAUAUUAUAAUGGGAAAUAAAUAGAAACAUUUGCUAACUAUUUGUCAUACCACAAAUGUUUAUAUUAUAAAAAAGGUGCCAUUCUCCCCCACCUCUGGGGUAAAAUGACCCCCUACCUGGGACAGAAUUGUGAGGAAAAUAAUGAAUUUAAUCCAUUUUGGAAUAAGGCUGUAACAUAACAAAAUGUGGAAAAAGUGAAGCGCUGUGAAUACUUUCCGGAUGCACUGUAUAUAUUAAAGGCUUCUUAUGUUCAAAUUCUCUUGGGUUUAAUCUGUGGGUCAUGUCCGCAUAUCAGUAAUUGCAGCAGCUGGCCUGCACUACUUUCCCUUCAUAUGUUUCAGUCUUUCCAAUGUGCCUUUCACAUCUCCUGAGUGUGUUUGUACUGUAAAUGAGAAGAUGAUGUGAGAUUUUCUCAAAGCACUUGCCCUAGUGAA